Messenger RNA from Phascolarctos cinereus (koala), 3240 nucleotides. RefSeq names its product tubulin beta 1 class VI (gene TUBB1). Gene Ontology annotation, molecular function: structural constituent of cytoskeleton; GTP binding; GTPase activity. Gene Ontology annotation, cellular component: microtubule. Lineage: Eukaryota; Metazoa; Chordata; Mammalia; Diprotodontia; Phascolarctidae. The record is from RefSeq and is a predicted model, not a curated record. Gene Ontology annotation, biological process: microtubule-based process.
GUUUGGUCAUUCUAAAACACUCCUUGGAAAUGACUCUCAUUGCUUCUAACUGAUGAGUUUGGGAAGAGUGGUUCUCCUGGAAUUUGUGGAUUUCAUUAGAAUCUCCUAACUUUGGUACAAGAAAAAAAAUGCGUGAAAUUGUACAUAUUCAGAUUGGCCAGUGUGGGAACCAGAUUGGAUCCAAGUUCUGGGAAGUGAUUGGGGAUGAGCAUGGGAUUGAUGCCACUGGAAGCUACCAUGGAGACUCAGCCCUGCAGCUUGAGAGAAUCAAUGUUUACUACAAUGAAGCCUAUGCUAAAAAGUAUGUGCCCCGCGCUGUCUUAGUGGAUCUGGAACCUGGUACCAUGGAUAGCAUCAGGUCUAGCAGAUUAGGAACCCUCUUUCAACCUGACAGUUUUGUUCACGGUAAUUCGGGAGCUGGCAACAACUGGGCAAAGGGCCAUUAUACGGAGGGAGCUGAACUGAUUGAACAUGUGAUGGAUGUGGUCAGGAAUGAGAGUGAGAGCUGCGACUGCCUCCAGGGUUUCCAGAUAGUCCACUCACUGGGGGGAGGGACUGGAUCUGGUAUGGGUACUCUCCUUAUGAAUAAGAUCAGAGAAGAAUAUCCAGACCGGAUUAUGAAUUCCUUUAGCAUAAUGCCUUCCCCCAAAGUGUCUGACACAGUCGUAGAGCCAUACAAUGCCGUACUUUCCAUUCACCAGCUCAUUGAGAACACCGAUGCAUGCUUCUGUAUCGAUAAUGAAGCCCUCUAUGAUAUAUGCUUCAGAACCUUAAAGUUGACAACUCCCACCUAUGGUGAUCUCAACCACUUGGUGUCCUUGACAAUGAGUGGGAUCACCACCUCCCUCCGCUUUCCUGGUCAACUUAACGCUGACCUGAGAAAAUUGGCGGUGAACAUGGUUCCUUUCCCCCGGCUCCACUUUUUUAUGCCUGGCUUUGCCCCAUUGACAGCCCGUGGCAGUCAGCAGUACAGGGCUCUCUCGGUCUCUGAGCUCACCCAGCAGAUGUUCGAUGCUCGCAACAUGAUGGCAGCCUGUGACCCUCGCCAUGGCCGUUACUUAACCGUAGCCUGUAUUUUUCGAGGCAAGAUGUCCACCAAGGAAGUGGAUGAGCAGUUGCUCAUGAUACAGACCAGAAAUAGUGGUUAUUUUGUGGAGUGGAUUCCCAACAAUGUCAAAGUGGCUGUAUGUGACAUCCCACCACGGGGGCUAAACAUGGCUGCCACCUUUAUAGGGAAUAACACUGCAAUUCAGGAGCUAUUUAUCAGGGUUUCUGAGCAGUUCUCAGCUAUGUUCAAAAGGAAGGCCUUUGUCCACUGGUACACUGGUGAAGGGAUGGACAUAAGUGAAUUUGGAGAAGCAGAAGGUAACAUCCAUGACUUGGUAUCAGAAUAUCAACAAUACCAAGAUGCCAGAGCAAUCCUGGAGAAGUAUGAGGAGGCAGAGGAAGUUGAGAUAGAACUAGAAGAAAAAGAACAGUAAACAGUGGAAUAAGAGGAAAAAAUGCUUAGAUGUGAGGUAACCACUCUAUCAAAGAUAUAAUCAAGAAUUUUGCUUAGCAUAGUUUUUGGCAUUUUUCUUUUUAAACCAUUUUGGUUUUAUGUUCCAAAUACAGUGAAGAAUGGACAUCAAUUAUUUUUUUCUUUGAUGGGGUUUUGGGUGGGAUGAGGAAUGAAUAUGGGAAACAAACAGAUUAAAGCAUUGAAUUCCUAGCACUAGCAUUUACCACAUUUAGGAGCUUAUAGUUUAACUGCAGACUGCAUGUCAAUUGAUUUAAUAUGGUAAAUUUGUUGAUAAACAUUAUAAUCAUUCUUUUAAUAUUUAUCAGAUGUCUACUAUAUCCAAAGCACUGUGUUAGGGAGCAAGGGGGAGGCUACCUCUCUGGUCUGGCAGGGAAUCAUUGCAGCUUGAAUCAACUCCAAAAUUCUUUGGGGAGAUAAACUGAUCUGGGGAAGAGGGGGUUUGGGGAUUCUUGCUGAACAUCUCUGAGAUAGUCUACUUUGAACCUCCUGCUAACCAAGCUUUAUCUCAUACCUUUCUGCUGGCUACCUGAAACCUCAGAGGAAAUAAGACAGCCUAACUGUUAGGUUUCACUACAAUUAAGUAAAUACAUAUUCAAAAUGUAUUUAAAUGGACAUUAUUAGUAAAUCUAAUUUGUAAAAAUCAUUGUGUGCUGGCUAGAAAAAAAUUGAGAAAAUGACUACCUCUAAAGCACAGGUAGCUCCCCACAAAGCAUUUAAAUAGUCUUAGAUUACUAAAUUGUUUUAAAAAUUUUUUUAAAUAUUUAUUUUGGUCAUUAUAGAUUAGAUUCACAAGAAUAUUAUGUGGUUUUUAAAAAUUCUUGAUCCACUUUCAUUUAUAUUCAGAAAAUGCUUUGCAAUCAGCUUGGCUUUAGAAAAAAGGAAAUAAAUCUACAGAUACACACAAAUGUAGAAACUACUGAAAUUUAGGAAUUAAGCAAUUACCAUUACAAUGUGCUUCUCAGGAACUGAAAACAAAAUCUCUCAUUAGGGAACAUUUAUACUUUAACUGCAGAGGUUGCUACAAAUGGCAGCAUUCUGAGACACUCUUAACUAUAAUACAAUUUUAAUCUGCUCAUAUUAUAAUAAGACUAAAUCUAUUAGAGCAAAAUCUGGUAACGUAUAACCUCUUAAUUACAUUUUACCUGUCUCUACUAAAGACAAUUACAACUGCCAUUCCUUUUCUACACUAUAAGGAAUAUAAGGUUGUCUUUUUUUUUAGCAUUAUCAUUUAACUAUGUUAUUUGAUCCAGUUGUUAAAAAAAAAGGCACUUCAAUCUUCCUUACACUGAAAAUGUCUUUUUAAGCAAUUGGGUUUCCAUUCCUCUUAUUUGCUUUUGUAAUUGGCUAGAAUAAAUAUAGGGACAGCAGGAAGUGGGAGGGUGAGGAAGUGGUACAAUCUGACUAGAAUGUUGCUUUUUUAAAAAUAAGGCACCAUGGUAACACCAAAGCAAAGGUAGUCAAGAAAAAGUUUGCCAAGGAAAUAAGACUGACCAUCUGCAUUACUGAUACUUUCGAUAUUUACAGAUAUCAAAUCUAGUGCCUUUAAACCAUUUUCUACUUGUAGAGGACACAUUGAAUUCAAUUCAAUAAAUUAAAGGAUUUACUGUACAGAGUACUGUUUAGCACUAAGGGAGAUAAGAAGAUAAAUCAUACAAAGCCCCCUACCCUCCAAAUUUCACUAUUUAAUAGUGAAUAUCAAGUGUAUAAAAUUAACUAGU